ACACAAAGUGAGAAGCAACAAAACGUUGCUUUCCUUCUAUUUGAAAUCACACUCCUCUUUCUUACAAUAAUAACAUAUCCCUCCCCAUUAAAUCCAAUGUAAUGAAUCCAUUAUUCAAAAACAUUAUGGUAUCAAUAAUGUGUAACAGAUCCGGAGAUAAUUAUUGGAUAAUGGGUGUCAUUGUGGGUGCGGUAAUAGUGUAACAAGAGUGUCAUUUUUGAGAGCAAAAUCAAAACAUGGGAUCAAGUGGAAGCAAAGUCUCAUCAUCAAGCGGAAAAGGGAAAGGGUGUAGUGUUAAGCUUUUCCAUUCAUGUUAUUGUCUUGGGUUGCCUUCUGAGUGUCGAGACAGAAGAAACAAUGGUGACAAUGACCAAGUUUGUGAUCACAUGAGCAAAGAAAAUGAAGGCAAUGCUUCAUCUACUGGCCAGACUAAAAGAGAAUUAGAACAGGCCAAAAUUGAGUCUUACAGAAAGGUUAAAGGUGAACAAUCUGAUGAAACUUGUGUAUCUUCUAAUGUUGACUUGGAUGAAUGGCGUCAAGCUAGUAUCACAAAUGCUGCUUCCAGGGUGGGUAGCAGCUCCACUCGAGAUGCUUCUGGUCCAGCUUUGACCUCUCAAAGUAGCUUUCUUUCUCGAUUUAGCUUUGUUCCUGGUAAUGUGAGCUUUAGACUUAGCAGAGCCACUAGUUUAGGUUCAUCUAGAGGUUAUUGCAACUCUUCUACAAAUCUCCAAAUGCUAAAUGAAAAAAAGGGUAUAUGUCUUCAUCCAAGAUCUGGCAAUGGUGUCAUUGAUGGAAACGGAGCUCAACAAAGUAGUGAUUUGCUGCCUGCAUCCCUGAUCAACAGAACCCACAGAGUGUACCAUGAAGACACUGAUCCCAGUUUGCAGCCUAACAAUGGGGCAUCUGAUUCCUUGGACAACAAUCGAGGUAAUCAGACAAUUUCUUCUAGUCAUGAUGCACGGAGAGAAGGAGGUAGCACCAGAGUGUGGAUCGAUGGAACCUCACAUUCUCCGAGAAUUUUUAGUGAUUCAGAUAGUUUUGAGACUAGAAUGUCUGAUAGGCGAACUGGAGCACAAGAACCUGCUGAUAGUAAUGUUCGUUUUAGCAGAACCCUUAGUGUGGGAAGACUUCGUGAUAGAGUUCUUCGUCGAUCAUCACUAUCUGAUGUCACAUCUUGUCCUUUGCAACAAGAGAGACAAUUGAGAGACGUCUUUCAGGUUAUUGGGAGACAAGCCUUGGGUGGUGAAACAAGGGUAUCAGAAUCUGAAGGCGAUGGUCUAAACUCACCAACCACAUAUCCUCCUUCUAGCAGCACUCAUGAUCAUGAGCUGGAAACUACACGAUCAAGAGCGUCCAGGUAUCAUGACUUAUUGGAACAUAGGUCAAACUUUCUUGAACGGAGGAGAAGAAUACGAUCUCAGGUCGGUGCUCUUCAGCGACUAGGAAGCCGUUUUGAGAACCUGUCCGGACAUGAGAGAUCUUGUAUAUUAUCUGGUCAUUAUAGAACAGGUCGUUGUACAUGUCAUGCGACUAACCAAGAUGCCAAUUUAAAUGAUGACACAAGUGCUAGAGCUAGCAUAUCAAGAAUUGUCAUCCUAGCUGAAGCUCUGUUUGAGGUUCUGGAUGAAAUUCACCAGCAAUCUGCGGUGCUGUCCUCUCAGCCUUCAAUAUCUUCUCUUGGAUCUAUACCUGCACCUAAGGAAGUGGUGGAUCGAUUGACUGUCAAAUUAUAUACUAAGUCACAGAAACAUCAGAAUGAGGACACAGCUCAUAUCUUUUCCUCUCUUCUAAACACAGAUGUUAUAUCUGCCUUGUGGAGUAUGAGGAAGGGGACAGCAUGCGGAUUCUGCCUUGCCAUCAUGAAUUUCAUAGAACAUGUAUAGACAAGUGGCUCAAGGAGAUUCACAGGUUAUGUCCACUUUGUCGUGGGGAUGUUUGCAGUCCUGAUUCAUUCCCUUCGAAAAACUAAGAUGGCUAGUUUGUCCGGCAGAGUACAAGUAAUUUAGCAUGAUAAAAUGCAAAAUGAAAAAGAAAUUGCAGAAAACUUGAACCCUUUUCUGCCAGGACAUUGGUUGUCAUGUUUGGUUCCAACUGAUUAGAGGUCAGCACCUUGGUGAUGUUUGAGGUUGGAAUUGAAGCUUGGGAGGGGCGAAGUAUAUCUUAUUCUUCACUUGAUAUAAUAUUCCUUUGGUCUUUGGGACAAAUUUAGUGCUUAGCUUGAGGCAUUGUUUUAAGCAAGAAGGUUAUCAACAUCAAUCUAUAUCUUUCCCUGUUCUUGGUCCUCUUUGAAUCACUAAAAUGAUGAAUCCGUCGAAAAGGACCUCUUCAUUGUAUGAAACUAAAAACUUCUAGUUAGUUUUCUUUGAUGUAGCACAUUCAAACAAACAUUAAACUGCUGAUAAUUGGUCUUUA
Messenger RNA from Ricinus communis (castor bean), 2412 nucleotides. RefSeq lists its product as uncharacterized. NCBI's taxonomy places the organism in Eukaryota, Viridiplantae, Streptophyta, Magnoliopsida, Malpighiales, Euphorbiaceae. Bases 237 to 1883 code for a protein of 548 amino acids. The transcript is spliced from 6 exons. The record is from RefSeq and is a predicted model, not a curated record.